CAUCAGUUCAUUGAAGUUGUGUGACUCACGAGGUCACGUGACUGUAGAUGCGCAGAAGCAUCCAAAACGUGGCUUACAUCGUUCGUGUCACUGUAGGUACAGGUCAUUAAGGAAAGUUUAUGUGACAUUAUUCUGAAUGUGCAUGGGCCGAGUGAAAGUAAAUUGUGUUUAUACAAAGGACAACUUAUAUAGAGAACUAGAGCAUGCAAGUGGUCAUUUCGGGAAUAUCUACGACAAGACGUCGGAGGCGGUUCAGGCUCUGGGAUUGGACUCGGAAUGCAUUGGUGGAGGUCGUAUCAAACACGACGCAGCCGCUAAGAAGAUUCUGGUGUACGGAUAUUCACAGGGAUUUGGCAAGGCUGACCAUGAAGUGACGGUGAGUCUGCUGAAGAAGAAGUACACUGACUAUAACAUCUCCUGGAGCGAUGCAGGCUACUGAAGUGGACUCGUUAUCCUGGUUCUGCCCCCAGCAUUUCAAUUUACCCGUCUCUUUAUCAGUUUGAAAAUUGCUACUUUUGGUCUUCAUGUUGUAUUCAGUUAUUUUAAUUUGAUUUACAGCUUGUCACAAAACUUGUCAAAUCACCAAACGUUCAACUAUUCUAAUUUGUUCUCAGCAUCAAAUUAACAACAUAAUUUAAUUCUCUGGACUGUUAUGUUUGUGUUUGUGUUUUCAUUACUGUCAAUGUACAUGUGGGCGAGACAUCACUAUAAAUAAAUUAUUCUUCGAAUUAUA
Molecule: messenger RNA, 733 nt
Organism: Zootermopsis nevadensis
Lineage: Eukaryota; Metazoa; Arthropoda; Insecta; Blattodea; Termopsidae
Source: RefSeq, a predicted model, not a curated record